This is a messenger RNA of Orycteropus afer afer, 606 nucleotides long. RefSeq names its product EF-hand calcium-binding domain-containing protein 1-like. The record is from RefSeq and is a predicted model, not a curated record. The transcript is spliced from 5 exons. Gene Ontology annotation, molecular function: calcium ion binding. NCBI's taxonomy places the organism in Eukaryota, Metazoa, Chordata, Mammalia, Tubulidentata, Orycteropodidae. The coding region runs from base 1 to 606 and encodes 201 amino acids.
AUGGACCAGAAGGCUUUGAAAAAACUGGUGGAAUCCAUAAGUAAAACUGUCAAGAGCUUCAAAAAAAGUGAAGUUGAGUGUCUCAUAAGACUUUUUCAUAGCUUGGUGAGAAGAACUGAUGAAAGACUUGACAAGAUUGGGCUAGAUCGUAGUGCAUUUCGAGGGAUCCUACACAGUGUAUUUGGAAUGACUGAUGAUAUGCUGAUGGAUAGGGUGUUUUUUGCAUUUGACAAAGAUGGUGAUAGCCACAUAAAUGUAAAUGAGUGGGUUAAAGGAUUAUCACUGUUUCUUCGAGGGACUUUUGAAGAAAAGCUGAAGUUCUGUUUUGAGGUUUAUUAUUUCAAUGGUGAUGGUUACAUUUCUCGAGAGGAAAUAUUUGACAUGUUGAAGAACAGUCUGCACCACCAGUCAUCUGAAGAAGAGACUGAUGAAGGAAUUAAAGAAUUGGUAGAAAUAACAAUGAGGAAAAUGGAUUAUGACAACGAUGGCAAAAUAUCUUUUGCAGACUUUGAAAGAGCAGUAAAAGAAGACACACUUUUGUUGGAGGUGUUUGGACCAUGUUUACCAGAAGCACAGGUAGUUAGAAAUGCCAAGCACCAAAAUUAG